Molecule: messenger RNA, 1507 nt
Organism: Centruroides sculpturatus (bark scorpion)
Lineage: Eukaryota; Metazoa; Arthropoda; Arachnida; Scorpiones; Buthidae
Product: trichohyalin-like
Exons: 10
Coding region: 147-1373 (408 amino acids)
Source: RefSeq, a predicted model, not a curated record
GUCCGGUUUAUGCAGGUUUUAUACGACAAUAUUUAUAAUUUUGACGUAUCGAUUUUCGAAAUUUUAUUCGAUUUACGAGAAAACUUUCGCGUAGUUUUAAAUUGAUUCGAAAAUAUUCUUCUAUUUUCAAUGCGAAGAAAAUCAAGAUGAGAACUCUGCAUCUUCCGAGAGAAUAUGCCAUCGUCAAGCAACCGGUUAAACCUCUUCCAGGAGGGACACCCCUUAAAUCUUUUCCAAGAUGGCUAAAAUUAAUCUCAGAAUCGAAAAUACCCGUCGGUCUAUUACCCAGAGAAGAAUUUCUGUUAACAACUAGACAAUUAACUCAAUCGUUAUAUCGAAAAUAUCCUCACCAGGACUUUGAUUUGAGCGAUCCAUACUUACAUUAUCUUCCUUCCAAUGAAUAUAAUGCUCUUAGUGAUCCGAACUGUCGCCAUUACUUUUAUCGUCCUAGCAUUUAUCGCCAUUUGAUGAAGGAGGGAUUUAUCUCGGAGAGUAAUCGCGUUAUCGUAAACUUGGCCGAUUUUAAUAAGUAUAGAGCUUAUCUAAACAGACUCCAUGUAAAUGAAAUUAAACAAUUCAGAAGGCGAGAGUACGAGAAUAUGUUAUACGAAAAAGCAAUUUUAGAGCGUAGGAGACUUCAGCAAUACUGGAAUUCCACAGAAUAUCGGUCGAUUCAGGAAAAGAGAGCUCGUUGUAUCGACUUAUGUCGUCAACUUAGAGAUUUAGAUGAGGCUGAAAGAAAAAGAUAUUUAAGAUUUUAUACGGCCGACGUCAAGAGAAAUCCGUGGUGGAAACGAGAAGAAUUGAUGGAUUCUGCAAACAACAAACGCCUGAAUGGAAUCGAACGUCAAUUAUUAGAAAAGAAAGAAAUUAAAGAAAGGUCAAUGGAACGUAAACAAUUGAUGAUGUUUGAAUGGAUGAAGAAGAUUAAAGAGCACGAAGAAAGGCAUCAAGAUAUGAAAAUCGUUGCCGAGAUUGACAGAUUUAAAAAAAAGCAAGAACGAGCUAAUUUUAUGAGAAAAUAUCAAGAAAUUCAAAUUCCCAUAGAGGAAGAAAUGAGGAAACUUGAUGAAUUGGAUAAGAAAGAAGCCGUUGAAUUAAGAAAAGCUCUAGUUAAUAUUAGAAAACAGAAAGCUUACAAUGAAUUCAUGCAAAUUCGAAAACAAAGAAAUCUAAGACGAUUUCCAAUUAAGAAAACAAAUUUUAAUAAAAACAAACAACGAGAUGCAGAGGAAAAAAUUAAUGAUCAAGCAGAACAACUCCAUAUAAUUUCAUCAAACAAAUCAGAAAAUGACAGAAGAAUUCGUGAAGAUUCGUCAGACGAAUUUCUGCUGGUAGAAACUUCAAAAAAUAAUGAUAAAAAUAUUAUUUAAAUUGAAGAAAACAUCGUAUUAUUCAUCAAAAAAAAUAUUAGAGAAGCCUAAAGAUGCUAAAUUACCAAAAAAAUUCCUUCAAUAUCGAAGAUAAUCAUCACUAAAACACCUUUAGAUUUUGUUUUUAUUUAUUU